Sphaeramia orbicularis (orbiculate cardinalfish) is the source of this 1162-nucleotide messenger RNA. RefSeq names its product RNA-binding protein with multiple splicing-like. Lineage: Eukaryota; Metazoa; Chordata; Actinopteri; Kurtiformes; Apogonidae. The record is from RefSeq and is a predicted model, not a curated record. Gene Ontology annotation, molecular function: RNA binding.
GGCUAUGAAGGCUCCUUGAUAAAACUCACCUCUAAACAGCCAGUGGGGUUUGUCAGCUUUGACAGUCGAUCAGAGGCGGAGGCUGCUAAGAAUGCCUUGAACGGCGUCCGGUUCGACCCAGAUCCUCAGACGCUGCGGCUGGAGUUCGCCAAAGCCAACACCAAAAUGGCCAAGAACAAGCUGGUGGGACCCCCAACCCCCUCCGUCACAGCAGAGCCCCGGCCCCAGUUCAUCAGCAGAGACCCCUAUGAGCUCACAGUGCCUGCUCUAUAUCCCAGCAGCCCAGACGUGUGGGCCUCAUACCCGCUGUACCCGGCGGAGCUGUCGCCGGCCCUCCCACCCGCUUUCACCUACCCCUCCUCGCUCCACGCUCAGAUUCGCUGGCUCCCACCUGCAGAUGGAACUCCUCAGGGAUGGAAGUCCAGGCAGUUCUGCUGAAGUAUGUGUGAGUAACAACAUCCACACUCAGAACCCCAUGAGCCGCCAGCACAGAACAUGUACAUUACACUGAAAAUACACGGAACGUAAAUGUUAUGACACUUGGGAUAAAUGUGUACACACAUGCUCCUAAACACAUAGGAGGAUCAGAUAGUGUUCAUACCCUCUUUGGACCUUCAAACCUCAUGAAACACAGCUAAGUUCCGCAACAAAACCGGCUAAUAGUUCACAUUUAUGCUAGUUUACCUGUAAUACAUGUAACCUGACUAGCACAAAACGCAUUAGCCUGUUAGAUAAAUACGUUGGGUUGACGAAAACGUGACCGUCGUAAGGGAUAAAAGAUGCAAUUAAAGGGGAUUCCGUCAUUUUCCUCUGUCAGGUCACGGGGCGGAGAGGUCGAAUUCUCCCACCGACGCCGAGCUUGAUCUCAGGCAUCAAAGGCAGGAAGUCAAACAGAAUAUGCAACGAGCUUCGAUGCCGAUGUUAAAAUAAAGCGCACAAGGUAGAGCUCAGCAAAUACGACUAAAAUGCUAAUGUCGUCGGCUUUGAUAGAGAACGUUAAUGUAACAAGCGGUGAAGGGUUCGUUUUCAAGAGGUACCGACCAACCUCCAUGUGAUGGUACUUAAAUAUCAAAAGAAGAAGAAAUAAAUAUUAGUACACUUCAUCUAGUUUAUUUAACAACACUGCUAUUAAAUAUUGUACAUUUAUAUAUAUAUAUAUAUA